This is a messenger RNA of Cladophialophora psammophila CBS 110553, 1605 nucleotides long. RefSeq lists its product as uncharacterized. Bases 1 to 1605 code for a protein of 534 amino acids. The transcript has 4 exons. The record is from RefSeq and is a predicted model, not a curated record. Gene Ontology annotation, biological process: DNA-templated transcription. Gene Ontology annotation, molecular function: zinc ion binding; DNA binding. NCBI's taxonomy places the organism in Eukaryota, Fungi, Ascomycota, Eurotiomycetes, Chaetothyriales, Herpotrichiellaceae.
AUGCCCAACAAUGCCCCUAUUGCCACGACACAGGAAGUAUGCUAUCUCAUACAUAACCUUGAUCCAAACGUCGUUAACAACGAGACUCAGGCACGACAGCUAUCCACGCUCAGCUCUCAUGCAAAAUCGUCUGCCCCAUUUUUCGGUGACGUUCACGCGCGCCCAGAGUAUGGCAUGGAAUUAUCUUUCGACGCAAUGGUGAAUGACGAGGAUAUCUUUGGCCAAUUCAUGGAUGUGUCUGAUGCUGGCGACCCCUUCUAUCUCGACUCAGCUCCUUUCCACCCUGCACAACACGUGCCAAACAAUGACGGCGACUUUUCCAGCAGUGCUUGUGUCACGACAUCGUCACCGGUGGACACUGCGUGCCAUUUCAAGUCACCCUAUCUAUGGCUUCGAGACUGGUCGCUGUCCUAUGCAAAGGAUGAUAGUAGGCACACGAAGCUGGUGCGAGUGAGAGCUUUCGUCCUCCCUAGCGCUGACGAGAUUCAAACCUCGAUUAUGCUAUACUUCACACACAUGCAAGCCAGGCUCCCGGUUCUCAACGAACGCGAAUUUCAUCAACUCCUCACUGAAGAAGAUCCCAAGCCUAUCAGUUUGGCACUCUUGUAUGCCGUUCUUUUCGUCACCACCCCAUAUUUAGCAGCCGAGGGGAAGAGAGUGGCUGGGUACAACACCACCUUUGCCGCAACGUGCGAGUUUUACUCCAGAGCCGCCCUACUAUUAAAGCUUGGAUGCGAAGAUGACCCGUUGAGAAGGGUGCAGAUAUGCUUGCUUCUAAGCACCUAUCGAUCUUAUGAAAAUCGUUACUACGAGAAUGAACGCUAUGUGACAACCGCUUACGACCUCCUGGUCGAAAACGAUGCUUUUCAACAGAGUUCGACUCCUUCCAAUCCAGAUCAGCUCGCCUGGAAGCGAGCGUGCAUUUGUUUUCUGUCUCGGGCUAUCUGUUUACUGAUCGCUCUCAAGAAAACGAGUAGGCCAGAAAUGUUCGACUCGUCACUCCCCUUCUGCCCCAAGAUCUCCGUGGACGAUUUCCAGGAAGACUGCAGUUUUUCGUGGUACCUCAGCAAGGAGACCAAGCAACAAACCUAUCGACUGUUCGUGGCCAUCUUCCAACUUCAGAUGCGCGCGGCUGAACUUGGCAAGUUGCUGGUGUACCGGACCGCACUAUACACUCCAAACCAAACGCACAGCCAGCCUGCGCCAUCUACACCCGAGUAUUUAUCUGUUGAAAACGUCGAGCUCAAAAUAGAUGAGUGGAGGCAGGACAACAGACAGCUACUGGAUUAUGAGCCACCCGACUCAUCCUCUUCGACAGACUUCAAAGCCUUCAAGAUAGCACAUGCUUACACGAUGCUCUCCUACGAGUCGGAAUUAUACCAAGCCACCUUGAUUGUGGAUAAGGAUGGUCUUACUUCGUGGGCAAUGAGACUUCGCGAGGCCUCUCGCAUGGCGCUUCGUGAGUCCGUGGCUGCAACUGUCGCUAUCUUGGAAAGCCUAGAGGCUCAUGCUCUCUGCGCCUUUCUCCCUCCAGGAAGGUACGCGCUCCAAUCUGCUACAUCCGAAGAUGUUUCCCACAUUGUGACCCAACUAAUGGGCAGCUAG